UAGUAGCCCAAAACCAGCGAACCCUCUCGAGUCUCGUCUUCUCCCCGACUCCCGUCCCUCGACGGCUCGACUCGUCUCUGGAGUACUCCCGAAGCCUCCUCCUCCCUUCGCCCGUUCGCCGUUUCGGGCCGAGACCUUCCCCCCACCGGGCUUCUUGGACAAUCCCCCAAGGUUAGGACGGCGGUCUGGGAGCAAGAGGCGGCGGGGAUAUGACGCAGAAUUUGGAAUUAUUCAAAUUGUCGGGCUUUUUACUGGCGAAGAAGGAAGAACCGAACUUAACUUAGGCCGUAGUUCUAGUUUGAGUUUAUUUCGUAUGUGAUUGCGGAAGUUGAGUGGACGGCCAACAUUUGAACCUACAUCUCCAGUUAGUAUUUGUAAACUAAAUUUUUUGUUUGCCCACUACCUCUUUAUUGAGUUGGAUAUGCAAUGGCGUAACUUGUUUCAUGCUUUUGGACCUGUGGCUUGGAAAAUGGAAUCCCCCUUGUGCAGGAAACUAAGACUAGGUCAAACAGUGCUUCAGCAUCUUCCACUGGAAAUCUUGGUGAUCGGUACAAUUAUACGAAGUAUUCAAGCUACUUAAACGAUGAACCGAUGCCUGAUGCUGCGUCAGAAAAGGAACAGGGCAAUGAGUAUUUCAAGCAGAAAAAGUUCGCUGAAGCUAUUGAGUGCUACUCAAGAAGUAUCGGGUUGUCUCCUACAGCAGCCGCUUUUGCAAAUAGGGCUAUGGCAUAUCUUAAACUAAGAAGAUUCGAGAAGGCAGAGGACGAUUGCACUGAAGCUCUGAAUCUGGAUGAUCGCUAUAUUAAAGUGUACUCACGGCGAAUUGCUGCAAGAAAAGAACUUGGGAAGCUUAAGGAAGCAAUGGAUGAUGCUGAAUUUGCCAUCAGUCUUGAUCCAAACAAUCCAGAGCUGAGGAAGCAAUAUUCUGAGAUAAAAGCAUUGCACAUGGAGAAAAUGGCUAAGAAAGCUAAAUGUGCAGUUUCUGGAUUUGAUGAAACUUCUGAUAAAAAGGACAUCACUUCUCAUCCACCGACUAUCUCCCUGAAGGACAGUUUCAUGGAAGUUGAUUCACAUAUUGGAACUGCAAUGGAGAUCAGAGAGGGUGCAGGUGGCAGGUCUAAAGGAGGAUCUGGAGUAAUCAUCAAUGACUACAUCAUGCAGUCUCGAGAUGCUAAACAGAAGCCUGGGCCAGAAGCUUCAGUUCAAGAUCUUGCAUCACGUGCUGCUUCACGGUAUAUGUCCAGCACAGUAAAGAGCGUAAAGACACCAAAGACUGCUUAUGACUUUGAGGUUUCUUGGAGAGCUCUUUCUGAUGACAUUGCCCAGCAAAUACAGUUGUUAAAGUCAAUUCCGCCGGCAAGCCUUCCAGAGAUUUUUAAGAACGCACUUUCUGCAGGCUUUCUUAUUGAUAUUAUGAAGCGUGCAACCUCAAUUUUCCGGGAUGAUGCAGCGUUAGCUGUUAGCAUUUUGGAGAAUUUGGCAAAAGUUCCACGCUUUGACUUGAUAAUCAUGUGCCUUUCAUCGAUGCACAAAUCUGAACUGAGGAAGAUAUGGGAUCAAGUAUUCCUUGAUGAAAGAGUAUCAGCUGAUCAGAUGGAAAUCCUCAGGCAGCUGCAAGGUAAAUAUAUUCAGGGAGGAUGGCAGGAUAACAUGUUCACUUCGAGUUAAUGAUGACGGUGUAAAGACGGAUCAUUAUAAACCUUUUGCUGCCUUUCCAACUGAAAUUUUCCUGGAGUGUCUGUCAAAUGUCAAGGCUGAGGGAUGCAGUAAAUGAUUGAAGCAUUUAGUUUAGAAACAUAUAUGUUAGAGAGCAAGUGGUUGUGAAAUUCGUGAUGCCUUCUUGACAUGAAAGGUUGUUGCACCUGCCAUAACCUUGCCAUGUGUUCCAGGACUAGUAGGGUUCUGCCUGUAUACCCUGAUGUAGACGAUUCUCGACGUUGACAUCUUACAUUACCUAGUUGCUUCUGUUGACAGUGAGAACAGUUGCCUAACACUGUUCCACAAUGUAUACGCGUUACUUCUUGCAUUUUUUUUUAAAGAAUUUGUAGCAUGGCCUAUGUAUCUUUGUUUUGAAGGAUAGGGGUAAGUUCCCAUGACCU
Molecule: messenger RNA, 2099 nt
Organism: Phragmites australis (common reed)
Lineage: Eukaryota; Viridiplantae; Streptophyta; Magnoliopsida; Poales; Poaceae
Exons: 12
Coding region: 592-1668 (358 amino acids)
Molecular function (GO): protein binding
Source: RefSeq, a predicted model, not a curated record